Molecule: messenger RNA, 1047 nt
Organism: Solanum verrucosum
Lineage: Eukaryota; Viridiplantae; Streptophyta; Magnoliopsida; Solanales; Solanaceae
Exons: 1
Coding region: 1-1047 (348 amino acids)
Biological process (GO): response to osmotic stress; cellular response to nitrogen starvation
Source: RefSeq, a predicted model, not a curated record
AUGGCUCGUUUUGCAAUAAUUAUGCUUUUGAUUGCUUUGGUUACUAUGUUAGUUUGUGUUGCUCCAUGUUUUGAAGCAAGAAGACAAUUGAACAACAUGGAUAAGAAGAAGGUCACUAACCUGGCUUCUUCUGCUCCAUGCAAAGAAGGUCAUGUUUAUGGCAACUUGAAUCCUGGCCCUAGUCCUGGAGCCGGCCAUUCUGGCCCACCUGGUCUUGGAAUGGACCAUGUUUAUGGCAACUUGAAUCCUGGCCCUAGUGCUGGAGCCGGCCAUUCUAACCCACCUGGUCCUGGAAUGGGUCAUGUUUAUGGAAGCUUGAAUCCUGGCCCUAGUCCUGGAGACGGCCAUUCUGGCCCACUUGGUCCUAGAAUGGGCCACACUUUUGGCAAGUUGAAUCCUGGCCCUGAAGCCGGCCAUUCUGGCCCACCUGGUACUAGAAUGGACCACGUUUAUGGUAACUUGAAUCCUGGCCCUAGUCCUGGAGCCGGCCAUUCUGGCCCACCUGGUCCUGGAAUCGGCCACAUUUAUGGCAACUUAAAUCCUGGCCCUAGUCCUGGAGCCGGCCAUUCUGGCCCACCUGGUCCUGGAAUAGGCCACACUUAUGGCAAGUUGAAUCCUGGCCCUAGUCCUGGAGCCGGCCAUUCUAGCCCACCUGGUCCUGGAAUAGGCCAUGCUUAUGGCAAGUUGAAUCCUGGCCCUAGUCCUGGAACAGGCCAUUCUGCUGGAAUGGGCCACACUUUUGGCAAGUUGAAUCCUGGCCCUAGUCCUGGAGCCGGCCAUUCUGGCCCACCUGGUCCUGGAAUGGGCCACGCUUUUGGCAAGUUGAAUCCUGGCCCUAGUCCUGGAGCAGGCCAUUCUGGCCCACCUGGUCCUGGAAUGGGCCAUGUUUAUGGCAAAUUGAAUCCUGGCCCUAGUCCUGGAGCCGGUCAUUCUAUCCCACCUGAUCCUGGAAUGGGCCAUGUUUAUGGCAACUUGAAUCCUGGCCCUAGUCCUGGAGCCGGCCAUUCUAGCCCACCUGGUCCUGGAAUGGGAUUAGGUGAAUUCUGA